Molecule: messenger RNA, 1661 nt
Organism: Mangifera indica (mango)
Lineage: Eukaryota; Viridiplantae; Streptophyta; Magnoliopsida; Sapindales; Anacardiaceae
Product: VAN3-binding protein-like
Exons: 7
Coding region: 62-1480 (472 amino acids)
Biological process (GO): leaf vascular tissue pattern formation; phloem or xylem histogenesis; auxin-activated signaling pathway
Source: RefSeq, a predicted model, not a curated record
UGCUUAGCUUUAAACUCUCUUUCAGAACUUUCUAUUAUUUGGCCUUCACAUUCACCACAUUAUGGAAGAAACCAGUAGUAAUACUGCAACUCCAAGGGCAUUGCUGUCUUUUCGGGGAACCCACUUGCCGGAAAGUCCCCGAGGGCCGAUGGAGUUCUUGUCGAGGUCUUGGAGUGCGUCAGCUCUUGAAGUUUCCAAAGCUCUCGUGCCGCCUUCUUGCAACAAGUCAGCUAGCACUUCUUCUUGCACUACAAAUUCUAUUCCUGAAGAUGCUGCCGGUGAAACUGAGGAGCUCAUCAAUGCCGCUACUGGGUCUGCAAAUCAAUUCUCGUUUUCCUCUUCUGCAACUUCUCAGCUUGUUCUUGAACGUAUCCUGUCACAAUCCGAAGUUUCACCAUUGACGUCAGGGCGGCUCUCUCACAGCAGUGGACCUUUGAAUGGAGGCUCUUUGACAGAAACAGACAGCCCUCCAGUGUCUCCCUCCGAAGAGUUCGACGACGUCGUUAAGUAUUUUCGUUGCCACAACUCCAUACAACCCUUGUUCAACAACAAGCGAGCAAGUGGCAGCAACAUAGUUAGUAGCACCCCUGGUGGGGGAGCCAAGACGGUGGGGAGGUGGCUGAAGGACAGAAAAGAGAAGAAGAAAGAAGAAAGUAGAGCCCACAACGCGCAGCUCCACGCUGCUAUUUCAGUAGCUGCUGUGGCUGCUGCCAUAGCAGCCGUUACAGCGGCCACUGCAGCGUCUUCAUCCUCAAGAAAGAACGAGCAGUCUGCCAAGACGGAUACGGCCAUGGCAUCCGCAGCAACCCUGGUGGCUGCUCAGUGUGUCGAGGCUGCAGAAGCCAUGGGAGCUGAGCGCGACCAUCUUGCUUCGGUCAUUAACUCGGCCGUCAAUGUUCGUUCACACGAUGACAUUCUCACUCUAACCGCAGCAGCAGCUACAGCGCUACGGGGAGCGGCAACAUUAAAGGCAAGAGCAUUAAAAGAGGUGCUGAAUGUUGCGACGGUAUUACCAGUGGAGAGAGGAGUUGGUGGUAGAGGCAAUAACAGCCAUCUUAAUCAUAGCUUUAGUGGAGAGCUUGCCCCUGGGGAUGAUUUUCUAAGCGCCUGUAGCCAAGAGUUCUUAGCCAAGGGUUCUGAACUUCUGAAGCGAACCCGCAAAGGUGACCUUCACUGGAAAGUUGUCUCUGCUUAUAUCAACAAGACAGGGCAGGUGAUGCUGAAGAUGAAGAGCAAACAUGUUGCCAAAACCAUCACCAAAAAGAAGAAAAAUGUAGUUUUAGAGGUAUGCAAAGACAUGCCAGCUUGGGAAGGAAGACACUUAUUCGACAGUGGCGAACAGCGUCGCUACUUUGGAUUGAAGACAGAGGCACGAGGGGUGGUUGAAUUUGAGUGCAAGAAUCAGAGAGAAUAUGAUAUCUGGACUCAGGGAGUGUCAAGGCUUCUCGCCAUUGUUGACGAAAGAAAGCGAAGAAUGUAAGUUUACUGGGUGGCCAGGGUCAGGCCACCGAGGUUUCCCAAAAAACAAAAAGAACGGUAGAAUCCAUCUAGGCUAUGUGGGUCUGGCAUCCGGUCAUUACAUUGAAAGUGAAAAGAAUUUCAUCAAUGAUGCUGUGUAAAAAUCUAUAAGUAAUAUUAUUUGCCUAUUUAUUAGACCGAAA